Messenger RNA from Prionailurus viverrinus (fishing cat), 463 nucleotides. RefSeq names its product defensin beta 123 (gene DEFB123). NCBI's taxonomy places the organism in Eukaryota, Metazoa, Chordata, Mammalia, Carnivora, Felidae. Bases 168 to 419 code for a protein of 83 amino acids. Gene Ontology annotation, cellular component: extracellular region. The transcript is spliced from 2 exons. Gene Ontology annotation, biological process: innate immune response. The record is from RefSeq and is a predicted model, not a curated record.
CUGAGCUCGGGCAGCGCGGGGGCCGAACCCGUGGGUGGCUGAGGGCACGUGCGGGUGGCAUCCUUCCGGUUGAACAGAGGGACCGACCGCCAGAGAGGCCGGAGCCCUGCCCCAUUAGCUUUGCUGUCGCGUCGGACCCGCAGCCUCACCUUGGGCCACUUCCAGCCAUGAAGCUCCUCUCGCUGACUCUGGCUGCCCUGCUGCUCCUGUCCCAGCUCACUCCAGGCAGCACCCAAAAAUGCUGGAAUCUUCACGGUAAAUGCCGCCAGAAAUGCUCCAGGAAAGAAAGGAUCUAUGUUUACUGCACAAACAAUAAACUGUGCUGUGUGAAGCCCAAGUACCAGCCAAGAGAAAAGCUGUGGUCAAGUUCUUCGAAGCCUGAAGCCAUGAAAACGCAGAUGAAGCUGCCCUCAGUCUGACCCCAGGAGAUUCCUAAAUUCUGUCAAUAAAUAUGUGUGGCUGA